Molecule: messenger RNA, 1925 nt
Organism: Perca fluviatilis (European perch)
Lineage: Eukaryota; Metazoa; Chordata; Actinopteri; Perciformes; Percidae
Exons: 2
Coding region: 516-1925 (469 amino acids)
Source: RefSeq, a predicted model, not a curated record
AUAUGACAACGUAUUCAGACAUACAAUUUGUUUUGAGUUGAACAUAGUAUGUGUUUUCAAAAUGUGUGGUUUCAUUUGUAUGCAGAUAGCUAAUUCAGAUCCUUAUCUGUGUGAUACGUCGAUGUGUUGGUAAUGCCUAGGGGCUCCAGUAGGGGGAUCGCGCUCCUCUUCCUCAUUCAAUACAGACGAGUGAAGGAAAGAGCUGCGUGUGUGUUUUUCUCAUCCUUCUCCCGUUACUAUUCCCCUUUUUAAGGGUACAACAUUUGGAGGCACCGCUGGGAUGUUUGGCUUGAGGACCAUCCCUGAGCUCUAAGUGGAAUCCUCGCAUCCAUCAUCCCAUAAAACAACCCAGGCAUCAGAGAGAAGAGUCUGACAAGGCGGUCAAGGUGGUCUUCGGACAUAUACUGGCAACUUGUAUCCUGAAGUGAGCAAAAGUGACCACUAGGGAAAAGAAAAAAAACCAAUUAAGUCAGAUAAACACUUACUUUACUGCUUGUGCCAACUCUUCUGCUAAAAUGGAGUCUGAAUUGGAGAAGCUGCAACUGGAGAUUAAAGGAAAAUUGUACCAACUGACUGUCAAACAGCUGAUUAAAUUAUGCAACACACUUCAGAUUUUGGGAUCAGGAACAGAACAUGUGGCUGGUAAAACUCGCAGUCAGUUAAUUUCUCAUGUAAUAGAGUAUCUUGAGCGGGAAGAACUGGCCGACCUGGAGGAUGAGGGCAUGUCAGACCUCCUUAAUGUUCAGGACAUAAUAGACAAAAUCCAUAUGGCAACAAACCUAAGUGAAUGUGAAAUCCUAAGUCAAAUUGAUGAACAGGAAAACCUCCAGAAAGAGGUAGAGGCGUUGAGGCUGUCACUGAAAGAAAAAGAGGAUGCAAUGCAUGGCCUAAUGAAAUCAAGUACGAAGAACCCUGCCAGUCCCAGCAAAACAGCAAAGAAUAUGGCCCCAGCACCCUCUAAUGGUUCCAUGUGGCGCAAAGAUUUUAAGAUUUCUGGCCAGAUAGGUGAGCCAGGGCAAAAAGAUAGGCUAACCUUUUCUAGUUUAGCCCGACAAAUUGAAAGUGGGCUCAACAAGGACUAUCCAGAGUCAGAGAUUAUUGAUGCUGUAAUCCACGCCAUCACACCAGGUCUGCAGUUGCGAAGUUACCUUGAAGGGAAAGACAAACUUACCCUGCCUGCCCUUCGCAGGAUCCUCAGAUCCCAUUACCAGGAGAAAGGUGCCACAGAGUUAUAUAAACAACUCACCUCUGAGGUCCAAAACGGUAAGGAGACCCCUCAGAAUUUCCUGAUAAGAACAAUGGACCUGAGACAGAAGAUCCUGUUUGCUUCUCAGGAAGCUGAUUCAAGUCUAAAAUAUGACCCAGCGCUAGUCCAGAGUCUAUUCAUGCACACUGUCCUAACUGGCCUUCAGAGUGACAACAUUAAGAGUGACCUGCAGCCUUACCUCCUGCAAACGAACACUUCAGAUGAGCUGCUGCUGGAGAAAUUAAACAUUGCAUGUGGCAACGAAAAAGAGAGGCAGGACAAAAAGAAACAUGCUGCUCCAUCACGUGUAACUAAUGUGAAUACAGUUCAGUCAAAUGAACUUCCAGUGGAAAAGAAAAGCACCAUCCCACAACGCACAGCUACACUCCCUCCGGAUCUGCUUUCUGAGAUAAAAGAAAUGCGCUCUGACAUGGUCCUGUUGAAGGACUUGAGAACUGAGGUCUCCCAGAUCAGGGAAACCAUCCAAAGAUCCACACCUGCACCCCCACAAUAUCCCCAACCAAGCAGAGAACCAGCAAAUACUCACGCCCCCAUACCCAGUUUUCGCCCCCACAGCCCCCACAUCGUAACAAUGAAUCAGAUCCCAUGCCCUUUUACAGACAGCAGUCACCAACAGUGGUACAGGAGUACCGUCCAGCAUUCGGUCCUGGGCGAAUGA